UCCGCACCUGUAGGGGGCGACACACUCACAGCUGCAUCUCCAACGGAACAAACAUGGCGGCGUCGCUGGUUUCGUUUCUCCGCGGAGGUCUUGGAAGGAGUUUUACCAUUGCCAGGAGUUCAUGUCUCCUCCAGCAGCAGAUCAGAGCCCAGAGCGCCACAACCGACACCUCCCCUUGUCUACAACCUGCUGUCGCUGCGCUACAACUCUCGUAUUCGUAUCAAGACGUACACUGACGAGUUAACACCGGUGGACUCUCUUGUCCCCGUUCACAUCGCUGCCAACUGGUAUGAGAGGGAGGUGUGGGACAUGUUCGGAGUGUUCUUCUCCAACCACCCCGACCUGAGGCGCAUCUUGACAGACUAUGGUUUUGAGGGUCACCCCUUGAGGAAGGACUUCCCUCUGUCAGGAUACGUAGAGGUUCGUUAUGACGAUGAGGUGAAGCGUCUGGUGUUGGAGCCCCUAGAGCUGGCACAGGAGAUGAGGAAGUUUGACCUGAACACGCCCUGGGAGGUGUUCCCGAACUACCGAGAGGCCAACGAGCCUGCACCAAAGCUGGAGGCUGGUGACACCGCCCCGGAGAAGAAGUGAUGGUUCAGUCCUCGCACACUUCAUCAGCAUCACGCCCUGUUUGUUUGUCUUAUUGUGGGAAACCCCACUUGAAAUAUUUAUGUAAAUAAAAAUACUAAGACAAAGUUA
This is a messenger RNA of Austrofundulus limnaeus, 699 nucleotides long. It is a transcript of the gene ndufs3, whose product is annotated as NADH:ubiquinone oxidoreductase core subunit S3. The record is from RefSeq and is a predicted model, not a curated record. Gene Ontology annotation, cellular component: respiratory chain complex I. Lineage: Eukaryota; Metazoa; Chordata; Actinopteri; Cyprinodontiformes; Rivulidae. Gene Ontology annotation, molecular function: NADH dehydrogenase (ubiquinone) activity.